AUGGUCAAUAAAGAAACAAAAGUAAUUACUGACAAAGAAAAGGAUAACAUGUUGAACCAGUUGAACACUAUCCUAAGCCUUUUAUUCUUAUUUCUGCAGUUAACUAAACCUUCAACUGCAUUUGAAGCUAAUGGUGAACUGAAUAUUCUAGAUCACAACAUUAUGUUGGUCAACACUAAUGCCACAGUCCCCAAAAAGGAAAAAACUAACUUUGAGACAAUUUCUCCAACAAAACAAACAAAAAUAGAUGAAGACUGUAAAAAAAGCUUAUAUCAUAUUGAGAAUGCUGCCAAUUUGAUUGAACUGCAAGCAAAAUGUUGGAAAGUGGUGGGAAACAUUGAAAUAUCAAGUAACUUUAGCGGCUCUCUUAUUGAUCUGGGAUCAAUAAAAGAGAUAGAAGGGGACCUUAUUAUCAAGAAUAACAAACACGUUUUUAGGAUUCAGGGUUACAAUUUAGAGUCUUUACAAAAGCUGGAAUUGGAUAGCUUAACUUCCUUUGUAUCAUUAGACUUGCCUGUUUUAAAGGAAGUUGAAACCGUUGAUUGGAGAGUUUUGCCUAUUCUAAGCAGUGUUGUCAUUAACGGAAAUAUUAAAAAGAUCAAAAAUAUUAUCAUAUCUGACACUGCAUUGACUUCUAUCGAUUACUUCAACAACGUAAAGGAAGUGGAUAUCUUUAAUAUCAACAAUAAUAGGUUUCUAGAAACUUUGUUUGCAAGGUUAGAAAGUGUUACGAAGCAACUUACCGUUCACUCUAAUGCCAAAGAGCUAGAGCUUGACUUGAGUAACUUAUACACGGUUGAAAAUAUGACCAUUAAAGAUGUUUCAACAAUUAAAGUAGCUAAGCUUUCCUCAGUAAACAGUUCCCUAGAGUUCAUCGAGAACCAAUUUUCAAGCCUGGAACUGCCACUUUUGGCAAAGGUUCAGGGAACGUUGGGUUUAAUAGAUAAUAAAAAUCUGAAGAAACUCAAUUUUUCAAAUGUCACUGAUAUUCAAGGGGGCUUGAUGAUUGCUAACAAUACAGAGCUUGCUAAAAUUGAUUUUUUCCCCAAGUUGAGGCAAAUUGGUGGUGCAAUCUAUUUUGAAGGUAGCUUUGAAAAAAUUGACCUCCCAGAACUAAAGUUGGUAAAAGGUAGUGCUUAUAUCAAAAGUUCAUCUGAUGAAUUAAACUGUGAAGAAUUUACAACACCAAAAAACGGCCGUUCAAUCAUAAGAGGCGGUAAAAUCGAAUGCACAUCUGGCAUGAAAAGCAAAAUGCUAAAUGUUGAUGAAGAGGGAAACGUACUAGGGAAACAAGAAACAGAUAAUAAUGAUGGAAAAAAGGAAAAAGGAAAAAAUGGUGCUAAAAGUCAAGGAAGUUCAAAGAAGAUGGAAAAUAGUGCUCCGAAAAACACCUUUAUUGAUGCGUUCAAAACAUCGAUUUAUACUGUUUUAACAAUAUUGUUCGCAAUAGUUUUCUAA
Molecule: messenger RNA, 1458 nt
Organism: Saccharomyces paradoxus
Lineage: Eukaryota; Fungi; Ascomycota; Saccharomycetes; Saccharomycetales; Saccharomycetaceae
Gene: SPS2
Product: Sps2p
Exons: 2
Coding region: 1-1458 (485 amino acids)
Biological process (GO): ascospore wall assembly
Cellular component (GO): fungal-type cell wall; plasma membrane
Source: RefSeq, a predicted model, not a curated record